CAUCGGUAAUCUGUUGCGUCAUUGGAAAGUUCAUUGUCAGUGGCCAUCAGAUACUCAUGAUAUGGAUCCAGACAGUGAUGAGCUGGUUGACAGUCUUGUAGAAGCCAAUGACAUGCUUCUGGAAAGAGUGGAUACAAACCUUGAUGAGGCUGCAGGCCUGAAAUCAAACAAAACAAACCAGACAGUUGCUGGAGCUCCUGGGCAACAAGGAACACCAAUUGUGUCAAGUUGGAACAGAGCUAAGAAAGACACCCCGGGGAAGAAAGAUACCAACUUCCGGUUUCUCAUGGCUAAAAACAUUCAACGACCACAACUGAAAUUUAAAGACAAGAUUGACAACAGCAACACUCCUUUUAUUCCAAUUAUAAAGAGAAAGCCUAAUGCUCUGAGGCCUUUUGAAGUUGAUGAAAUAAGCGGCAGUGGACAUCUUCAUGAAAAUGCACAAGUACCAUCAUCUAUUGCUGACUUUGUGCAUCGAGAGAGAGUAAAGGGAAUCAGCAGUUCUUCUGUAAACAGUACAGCCCAUCCUUACCAAUAUGAACUUGAAGUGUUUCAACCUCCAGAAAAUCAGUUGAUGCUACGGAAAGAGGAGCUGUAUGAUGAACUUGAGAAAACUCCAUUCACUAUGAUUGAAACAGCAGAACAGCUUGAACAGCUUUGCCAGCACCUUGCAACUGUGACAGAGUUUGCAGUGGAUCUAGAGGCUCAUUCCUACAGAUCUUUCCAAGGAUUUUGUUGCUUGAUGCAGAUAUCCACACAGCACCAAGAUUUUCUCAUUGACACACUGGAGCUGCGCAGUGAGCUUCAAAUCCUUAAUGACUAUUUCACCAAUCCCAACAUACUGAAGGUUCUUCAUGGAGCUGAUAUGGAUAUUGGAUGGCUGCAGCGAGACUUUGGUAUUUAUGUUGUCAAUAUGUUUGACACAGGCCAGGCUGCCAGAGUGCUAAACUAUGAGAAGUAUUCCUUAGCUUUCCUGCUGAAGAAGUUUUGUGAUGUCACAGCAAAUAAACAAUACCAAUUGGCAGAUUGGAGGAUAAGACCUCUGCCUUCAGAGAUGGUGCGCUACGCCAGAGAAGACACACAUUAUUUGCUAUACAUUUGUGAUCGUAUGCAUAACGAUCUCAUAAAAAGAGGAAAUGCAAAUAACAACUUAUUACAAUCAGUGUACUCCAGGAGCAAGGAUAUUUGCUUAAAGUGCUAUGAGAAACCAUUAUUUACCAGUGAAUCUUACAGAAAAGUACUGGAGAAACACAAGCGAACAUUCAACACUGCGCAGAUGCAUGCAUUCCGCCUUCUGUUUGCGUGGAGAGAUAACAUUGCACGAGAAGAGGAUGAAAGCUGCGGUUUUGUUCUCCCAAAUCACAUGAUGUUCCAGAUUGCGGAAACUAUGCCAAGAGAAGCCCAAGGCGUUCUUGCCUGUUGUAAUCCAGUCCCCACACUGGUCAAGCAGUACGUGAAUGAGAUACAUAUGUUGAUUGUUCAAGCAAAGGAGACUGCUCUAACCUCAAACAAG
Stylophora pistillata is the source of this 1513-nucleotide messenger RNA. RefSeq names its product exosome complex component 10. The record is from RefSeq and is a predicted model, not a curated record. NCBI's taxonomy places the organism in Eukaryota, Metazoa, Cnidaria, Anthozoa, Scleractinia, Pocilloporidae. Gene Ontology annotation, molecular function: single-stranded RNA binding; nucleotide binding; 3'-5'-RNA exonuclease activity. Gene Ontology annotation, biological process: nuclear polyadenylation-dependent CUT catabolic process; histone mRNA catabolic process; poly(A)-dependent snoRNA 3'-end processing. Gene Ontology annotation, cellular component: nucleolus; nuclear exosome (RNase complex).